This is a messenger RNA of Effrenium voratum, 10598 nucleotides long. The record is from the annotation of a GenBank genome assembly. Lineage: Eukaryota; Dinophyceae; Suessiales; Symbiodiniaceae.
AUGCUAGCAGCGCAUUCGCCAUGGAUUCCCAUGUGGAAGGCCUUGGCGGCAGCUUGGCUGACAGGCGCCGCGGCGCUCGAGGCCAGCGCUGUGCUGGCGCCCGCGGCGCCAGGUCUCGCCGAGCUGCUGCUGAGCAUCAACACCUCGGCAGCGACCUGGGCCUCGAGCUGCCGGCUGAGGGUGGAAUUCAGCGAAUCCAGUUUGCGCCUCCCAGAAGAUGUGCCCAGCCUGCCAGGCUGCCAAUUUCUGUCUGAGCUGCCGGCGCUGCCGGCGCCAGAGUCCUGUGAGGUUUUCGAUGCUGCCGGCUUCGAGCUCCAGUUGGGCUGCCUGCGGAAGAGCUCGCAGUAUCACCUGGUGCUCCGGGUCUUUGCGCUGGCCACGUCUGCGCCAGGGCAGCUGGGUGGCCUGAACGUCUCGCUUUCGUCGGAGGGGCUCUCGGAGAUGGCAGCCGCGGAGGUCCAGGGCGAGGUGCUGGCGCCCGCCUCCAGCUGCCCCUGGCUGGAGGUGCAGCUCCCGAGGUAUCUAGACCCCGGCCCUUUGGAGGGCGAGACCAUGGCCCUGGCUUUCACCCUCCGGCACGACGACACAGAGCUUGAGCCUGGGGAUCAGCUGCUGCUGACGCCUAGCCCCUUGUUGCUGUGGAACCCUUCGCAGUCAGCCUGCACCGUGGUCUCCGACAGCCCGCUGGUUUGCCGCUGGGUGGACGCUUUGGGUGUGCGCGCGGCGCUAGCGCUGGAGGGCUUCAACUCGAGUCUGCCGGCCGCAGCGAACGGGACGAGCUUCGAGCUGCGGCUGAGGCUUCCCUUGGGUGGCGCUACAGACCACCGCCCCUGGCGUGGCUUGCUGCGGCGCGGCGCCGGCGCCUGCGCCUUGGACGCGGCCGUGGUGCUGGGGCCGCAGCUCCGGGCCGCAGCGAGGCCCUUCGCCACGGCUGCCGGCCUCAAGGGCGCGGUGCGCCUGGACUUGGAUCCCGGAGUUGACCUCUGCAUGGACCCUUUGGCUGCCUUGCCUGGCCAGGUACGGAUUGUGCCCCCGCUGGCUUUGAUGCUGCCGAGCCAGUCGGCAGAGGGACCCAGCGCUGCUCCGGUGGACUGCUUGCGACAGGCGGGCGGCUUCUGCACCAUGACCUUGUCUCCCAGUGAGUGGCGGCGCGGGCUGCCUUGCCUCUUCCGCGGCGUCGUCUACACCGUGGAGUGGGAGGAUGUCACGACCAUCGGGGUGAAAAUGGAGAUCUCCGGAUGGCACAUUGAGGUUGACUACCCCGUCCUGACAGGCGGCGAGCUGCCUCUCGGCUGGUCUGCGCUUGCAGCGGCGCUGCCGACAACUGCAGGCCCGCUGCCCUUCCUGGCGGCGCGGUUCCUGCGGCCGGUGCUCGGGGGCCAGCAGCGCCGGGAGACGCUGCUGCUGGUGCGCUUUCGCACAGGCACCAGCCAGGCGUACCAGGACCUGCUGCCCUUGCGGCGGCCUUCGAGACUGCGUCUCUCCUGGGACAAGGGCCUGGCGUUCUCAGACUUCCAGGGCUGCGACCUGGUGGUGGAGAGCCGAAACCUGCCGCUGUUGCUGCGCUGCGAGCGCCUUGAGGGCUUCUGGUCCGCAGUGGAGCUCCACUUGGAUGGGGUGCUGCAGAGCGAGGAGGAGUACGACCUGCUGCUCCCGGUCGUUUCCUCCUCUUUCGAGGGCGCGAUGAAGCUGGAGGUUCUUCGGGAAGACGAUGCUGAGGAUGACGUGGCUGAGUGGGGUGAGGUGCCAUGCUCGGGGCUGCUACUUGACGGGGCCUCCGUCUUUGAUGAGCUGGGCCCCGUGCUGAACUCCAACGAGGUCUUCACCACCGACGAGGACGUUCUUGGCCUGGCGCCCUGGCAAAGCCAAAUGGCCGUGGGGGUGGAUGCGAGGCUCCAGAUUCUGGAGGUGGACACGCUGGGGGGCCCGCAGGUACGAUCGCAGCAGCGCUGCGACGGGCUGGCAUCAUCUUGCCGCGGUGGUGCUUUGGCAAAGCUGCCUGGGACACAGCUUGCACUUUGCGACGGCACCCGGAUCCUUUGGCUGGAGCUGGCGUCCGAAAUUCGCUUGAUGGGCCGCUUUGGUGGCUUGCCGCAGCUGGGCAGCAGCGGCCUGGGCUCCUGCAAUGCGCUGGCGGCCUCGGCUGGAGAAAUCUUCGUCGCGGACGGAGCCAACCAUCGGGUGAUGCAGCUCCAGACCUCCGCGCUCCGAGCUGCGGCGGUGGAGGCAGUGGAGCUGCCGGAGGCGGCGCUCUUGGCGCUCAGUGGGCCCCUGCAGGUCAUUUACGGCUACUAUGACUCGGAGGUCCUUGUAGGCCAGCAGGGUCAGCAUCCGCUGCCGGCCCGGCUGCUGCGCAUCCGACUGUCAGAUAGGGCGCUGCUGGGCUGGGUCUUCCUGCGGUACUCCUCCUUCACUGACCCCAACCAGAUCUUCCUGUUGACGAUCGACGAGCUCACGGCGAUGGCGGUGGUGCAGGGGGAGGUGUGGGUGACAGGGCCUAGCUUGCUGAUGAGGCUGGACCCAGCGACCCUGCGAUCUCGGGACUUUCUAAUUCCCGCCCCUGAGUGGGGCCGCAUCACUGCCAUGACGGUAUACAGCGAGACGCUGGUUCUUGGCACAGCAAACCCGGCGCUGGUCAUUGAGGUGCCUCUCGUCGGCGCGGCGCUGGCGGAUGCCGUGGCCUCCGUGUGGCACCUGGCGCCUGGGCAGGGCGCGCCCAGCCUCGCCGCCGCGGCCGCUGCGGCCACUGCGGGCCUCGGGAGCUCCAUGGCGGUGCUGGGCACCGACUCGGCGCCCCCGCGGCUGCUGUUCCUGCCCUCGCAGCUGGUGGUGCCUCUCGCAGGGAACCGCACCACGGCGCUCGCGGUGCUGCCUGCGGUGCCUGCUGCCCCGGGUGGCCGACUGGCGGUGGCUGUGGGCCAAGGCGCAGACCCAGCUGCACUGCACCUGUUGCACCUGCCGGUGGCGAUUUGUGCAGAGCUGAACAGCUCCGAUGACUCCGAGGACAACGCAAAUGCCACCCAGGACUGCGGCUUGCCGGUGGUCGUCCGCUCCAUCCCUUUGGAGAGUGGCCUGGAGAUCUCCAGCCUGGUGUACGACGGUGCCAAUCUGCAAGCUGCGCUGGUGGGUGGCAGCGCGACCAGCCCCAGGUCCUUUGCGGUGGAGAUCUCCCCGGAGCUGGACAUGGACAUGGCGAACGCCUCGGAGGUCGGGGAGGGCCGCCUGGCGUUGGCCGUGAGUCCUGGGGCGCUGUGGGCGCUGCUGCUGCCGCCCAGCGGCCCCUCGAGGUUCUCCAUGCUUUCGCAGGAUGACCCCGCCGUUGCAGUGGGCAUGUCCCUGACCUCCGUUUUCGGACUGCGCAUUCCAGGCCCCAUCGACACCGGCUACGAGGCCACCACCGGCAACGGCGGGCUCUCGUCGCCGGAAGGCAUUGCCUACGCGGAUUUGCCGGAGCCCUGCCUCUACGUGGCGGACACCGGGAACCACCGGGUUGUUCAGCUGGCAGUCUCGCUGAGGCUGUUGCGUUACAUGACGCACUUCGGAGAGUCAGGCUUCCCCGGGUCCGGCCUGUCGCGGCUGGACACGCCCGCGGCGGUGGCGGUGGGCGACGGGCUCCGGGUGUACGUGCUGGACGCAGGGAAUCGCCGGGUAGUGGUGCUGGCCACAGGUGACGUGUUGGGUCAGCUGAGCUACAUCCAGAGCUUGGCGCUACCCUUCGCCGUAACCGGCUCGGCGCACCUCGUGUUACAGCCGGGCGCAGGCUUAGGCCCUGCCACCCUGUGGGCUGCGUGGCAGCGGAAUCUGAUGCGCUGGUCGCUGGCCACACCGGCGCGGUGGCAGCUCUUGGCCCCAGCCGAGGUGGCGGCCGAGGCCGUGGUGCCCUUGGAGCUAGACUUCGAGGUGACGGAGGGCCAGCUGGCGCCCGGCGUGGCCGGAGGGCUGCUGCUCACCGCCGCGCCGGCGCUGUCCUGGCAGCUCACGGCGGAGAGCUUGGCGCCGCUGUGCGAGGCGGAAGCAACCUCUUCCUCUGGCGCCCGGAUGGUCAUCGGCUGCGAGUUCCUUGGUGGAGGCCCGGGGCUGCCUUAUCCUUCAGUGCUGCUGCGGCCCUUGCUACUGGAAGGGCGCAUGAGCCUCUCGGUGCGGUGCCGGCUGCCCGCGGGAGCGGCGCCCAACGUCUUUGACGUGCGCUCGGGCGCCUGGACGCUGGCGCUGCUGGGGCAAGGCUACGGGGUGCUCCGGAGCCGCCUGCUGCCGCCGCCGGCCAUCCCGGCGCUGGCGGUGCCCGCGGCGCCCCGGCUGUCGCUGCCGUUGGUGGUGGCGCCCCCGCAAGGCCGUGCUCGCCUUGGAUUCGACGUGACGGUGCGGGCGCUGCUGAGCCCCGGAGCCCUGGCGCUGGGGGGGCCGCUGCCCGGGCGCCUGGCGCUGCUGCUGCCGGAAAGCUUCCAGCUGGAGGAGGCUGAGGGCUGUGUGGUGGAAUCCCCGAGCAGCUGCGUGCUGGAGCUGAGUGCUGGCGUGCGCCUGCAGGCGGACGCCCCGUGGCCGCUGCUGCUGCGGCUCCGGGCGGCGGCGGAGGAGGUGUGGGGCUUGCGCCUGGAGAGCGCUGGUCCCUUGAAGGCUGUGAGCAUCUCCCAAACUGCGGGCGUCAAGUUCGAGUUCGGGACGCUGAUCCCGAGCUCCUGGCCGCACUUCCCCACGGUGGACGCCUGGCCGUUGAUUUUGGGCCCCGCCUUGCUCGAGGUCAGCUUCAGGCCGUACUCACCUGGUACAACCAGCAUCAUCAUCGUGGGCCCCGAGACGACAGUCCUCACCUGCCGGCGCCUGCAGCUGAGCGCGUGCGGGGCGCUGGCGCCGAGCCUGGCUCCGCGGUGCGCCGCCGCGCUGAGCUCUGUGCAGCUGUGGGCGGACUUUGCCGCAUGGACCACCUACCAGCUGAACUUGGAAGUGCAACACCUGCCAGGCUCUUGGCUGCCGGAUGAAGCAGCUGAAGAGGUGCUGCGGCCGGUGCGCGAGGCCAACAUGUCCGGGGACUUGCCUUGGUGGCGCAUCAGUUUUGAGGAUGACACUCGCAGCCUUGCGACCGCACGCUGGAUUCCCGGGUACCCGGUGUGGCCCCAGGGCUUCAACUUCUCUUUGGACUUCGUGUCUCUGGCCCUGGCACCGUUGCCAGCAGGCCCCGCGCUUUUGGAGGUGACGCUGGCGGUGGCACAGGAAUUGGGGGGAACGACCACGCCGCGCUUGCGGCUGUAUGCUCCUGCUGGGCUAAGCUUCGAUUGCGCCAGCGCACGCUUCGAGCUGGUUCCCCGCUUGGCAUUGGAGCCCUUGCCAGCGGAGGGCACCUGCAGAGGGUCGGGCCUUCUCGGCGCCUUCCCCUACUUGGAGCUGCGGCUGGGGGCCUUCUCGGUGCUGCUGGCUGAGAUGGAGUACAGCUUCCGAGUGCCGGUGCUGCUACCUUCGGACAGCGAACAGUUGAUUUGGUACGCCAGCCUCGAGGCGGGGCCGCUGCUUUUCGGCAGCUCCGCGCGGUCGCGAACCUGGCGACGCAUGGAGCUGUCGCUGGCGCUGGGCGCCUGGGCCCAGGGCGGCCUGGCGCCGCUGCAGGUGGCGCUGAAGACCUCGCGGCUGCUGGCCUCCCAGGACGGCGAGCGUGGCUGCAUCGAAAUCGUCGCAGCGCCCCUCUUCGCGUUCUCCGCCCCUUGCUUGGUGCGCGGCGCUCUGCCCGCGGACACCGAGGUGCGAAACCUGCCUGCCUCCAGCUGUGAAGGCUCCGAUAGAUUGGCGCGGCUAUGCUUGGCGCCUGGUAUGUAUGUCCAGCCGGGUGUGGAGUACCGCUUCGUGCUGCUGUCUGUGCAGAUCCCAGCGGGAACUCUGGGCAGGCGCCUGGCAGCUUCCAGCUGGACAGCACGCAUGGUGGACGCCACUGGACGAGAGGUGGAGAGCUACCUGCAGGAGGACUUGAGCGAUCCCCCCGUCACUGUGCCCCGCCUGGAGGCCUUCAGCUUCAGCGCGGCCUCCUCGUCCCUGGCGCGGAGGCUGGGGUCGGAGUACGUGGCCGCCUUCACCUUUAAGGCCUCCGCCACGGGCGCGGAGCCCAUCUUCGCGCUGCAGGUGACGGCGCCCUCAGGUUUCCAUUUCACCGAGGGCCAGGACUGCAGCCCCGACAGCAGCGCCGCGGUGCUGCCUCUGCCCGCCGCCUCGGCCGCGGUGGAGUCCGGGCCGCGGCAGCUGGCCGUGGGCUGGUGCCGGGCCGCCAGGUUCCAGCCGGCUGCAUUGCUGCCAAACAGCGAGAUGCACUUUGAGGAGGAUGCUUUGCGGUCCGCGAGGCUGGGCCUGCCCAAGCCCGUGGUGGACUUCCGAGAGCGCUACUUGUUCCGGGUGGCGGUGCAGCAUCCGGAUCACCGGCCCAGGGGCAUCGAGACCUGGGCUUUGAGCGUCUUGGGCUCGGAUUGGGCGAUCCUGGCGCAGCAGAGCGACCUGCAGGCGUACGAGCUGGUGGGGGACUUGCAAGGGUCCCUGGAGGCUUCGAACCCCUUGCUUUCCAUAGGUGGCGAAGAGGAGAACAACGUGACAGUACACUUCAAGCUCAGCACCAAUUUGCCGGCAGGCGGGGAGCUCCAAUUGCUCCUGGCGGACGGCUUCACCUUCCCAGGCCCUGUGUCACCAUCGAGCGUGGAGACCAGCUCAAGCACCUCUACCAGGAUGGCAGACGAAGAGGAGAACGAGAGCAACGUCAGCAACACGACCAGCACCACCAGCACCAGCCUGAACACGUCUUCCACAAGCACCACAAUGACAAGGACCAGCACAAGAACAAGCACCACUACAACGAGUACUACGAUGCCUGAUGGCCUGCCUGAGGUACGGUGCACCAUCAGUGCCCUGGACGCUACGGAGACCAACUGCAGCGGGGGCGUGGCGCGCUGGCGCACAACUGCGCUGCUUGCAGCAGGGACCACCUACAACUUCACGCUCUUGGUGGUGAAUCCCGCCACGGACACAUUUGGACAGUGGCGACUGCAGAGCUUCACUAGUUCUGGCAGCAUGUUGGACGAGGCCUGGCUGCCGGGCUUCGCCUUCGCGGGCUCGGUGCCCAUGGCAUUGGGAUUUGCCUCCCAGGCGCUGGCGGAUAAGGAUGCCGUUGCCCUGGUCUACAUGGUCUUGCCUCGACUGCGCGCAGGGGCGCAGCUGCGCGUCACCGCCCCGGCCAGCUUCCAGCUGCCGCCUGGCCGCGCCUGCGAGCAUUUUGUGGCGGCGGCGCAGGCCGGGCGCGCAUCGGUGCCACAGGGCUUGCUGCCGCUGCUGCCGGCGGCCUGGGAUGCCUUGCCGGGAGCAGGUCAGCCACCUUGGACUGAGACGGCAGUUCCUUUGCCGCCCUUUGCGAGCUGCAGCCUGGACGGGUCGAUCCUCAUCGACCUCUUCGGACCCGUGGGAGGCCGGACCUACGUGAUGGCUGUGUCAGUGUACAGCCCGGCAGUCCAGCCGGCAGGAAGUGAGAACAUUUGGAAGAUGGAGGUGUGGAUGCAGUCUGCAGCGGUGAGCAAGCUUCUCUACGUCGCCUCGGCGCCAGGCUUUGCGCUGGUGCCCAAGCUGCAGCAGUCCACCGUGUACCCCUUCCGCUCGUUGGGGGACGCCUACCUUACUCAGUCACUGAUUUUGCCGCCUGGCGCAUCACUGAUCUCGCUGAGGGUGGAGUUUGUGCUCCCAAGCACAGACAGCCUGGGGGCGCGCCUGGAGCUGCGCCUGGCGGCGCCGCCGGGCUUUCAGCUGGGCAGCAGCGGCGGCUGCGAGGUGAGGUCGCUGCUGCUGGGCCAAGACUUCGUUCCGGAGUCAGCGUCCAGCUGCAGCGCCGCGGAGCAGCAGCUCCGGCUGUCGGCGCGGCCCUCCGGAGGCGCCUCCGGGGAGGUUCCCUACAAGGCGGAGAUCUUUCCAGCCUUACCGCCAGUGGAUGCGGAGGGCCCGGACAGGUUCUGGGACAUCAAUGUCUACACUUGCAACCACCGCGGAGAAAGCCUUUCCGAUCUCUUUUGGCAGGAGGCUGAUGACUGCCAGCUGCUGGCUGCCAGCACGGGCAUCCCCAGCUGGCCAAUGUCCGGAUAUCUCCACGUGGACCGGCUGGUGGUCACGGAUGCCUCCGCGGCGGAGCCCGGCUCCGUGCUGGGGCAGUGGCUUCAGCAGCAGACCUGGGUGCAGCAGAACGAGCUCCUGUCCCUGGAGAUCCGGGGGCUGCGCAUCAACGGGGUGCUCUCCAAGGGCGGGGCCCUGCGCGUGCGGGCGCCUGAAGGCUUCGAGUUUCGGCACCCCUUCGAUGCUGGGUCUGUGAUCGCUCCGCGGCAGCUGGCAACCAGCGUGGCCACGGCGAGGGAGCUGGAGCUAUACUUCCAAGACGACCUGGUGGGGGACGACGGCGCCCUGGACCUCACGGUGGCGGUGGCGGCCAGCGCCGCCUUCCAGGAGCCCGCGGAGCCCUGGAAGUUAGAGAUGCAGUCGCCCACGGGGGAGCUCCUGGCCGUGCAAGGGAACAUCGGCAGCUUCGAUCGCUUGGCCUCGUUCCGCCACCUGCUUGUGGCCUCCAGCCCCGCCGGGGAGUUCUUCGACCUGGCGGUGUUCCUGGCCAUGCCGGAGACCUUGAGCCUGGUGGGCACCUCCAACUUCUUGCGGCUGCAAGCCCCGGUCUUCGUGGAGUUCGCCCCCUGCGGCCAAAGGGACGAGGAGCUGGCGCCGGUGCCGUCCGCCCUGGCAGGCGCCUUGCAGAACGAGCGCGUGGAUCCAGCCUUGGUGCGCCCUCUGCCGAGCUUCUCCGCGUGUACGGCGGGCGGCGACGUGCUCACCGUGCACUUGGGCGGCCGGCGCCGCGGCUCGGGGCGCGGCGCGCUGGUGGCCAGCGCCGUCUACGGCUUCGUGUGGCCGGCCCGGCGGGUGGCGCGCCAGGUGCCCUGGCGGCCGCUGGGUCAGUCAGGCAUCGCAGGCCCCGCCGACUCGGAGCUGGUGCUGGCGGGGGAGCGGGCCGACAGCCCCUGGGGCUCUUGGCACUUGGCCGCCUUCAGCGCUGGGCGGCGCCUGCUGGCCUCCACCGCAGAGGGCCAGCUGGCGGUGAGGGACCUGGCGCCGGCGUGGAUGCUGGCGACGCGGCCCUACUACGGGCAGGAGUCCUUGCUGCUCAUCGUGUUCACCCUGGGCGGCUAUGGCUACCCCCCUGCAUCCAAGCUCCGGCUCACGCUGCAGCCCCACGGCGCUGUGGAGGGCCUCCGCUUCCUGAGCUGCGAGCGCCAGCAGUCCCUGCUGCGGCGCGCCCAGUGGCGGGAGCCGCUGCGUCUCACUCAGGUGCCUGCAGAGACUUUGGAGGAUGCCACGACCUCGGUGCCCGGCGACAGCCAGCUCGCGCUGGCGCGCUUUAGCGACUGUGCCGCCGGAGGCAGUGGCAACAGCUCGCUUGCGGGUGAGGUGCAGCUUACGCUCAGUAUGGAGACAUGGCUGACGCCACCUGGGGACCAGUACAUGUUGCAGACGCUGGGCGUGCGGCACGCGCUGGGACCUUCCACCCGGCAGCUGCUGAGCCUCGAGGUGGUCGCCGGCCUAGCGGAGCAGCAGCUGGCAGCGGCGCAGCUCCGGACCUACGCGCUGGCGCAGGAGAUGCUGCUCACCCGUUGGGCGCACAGCAGCUCUGCCAGCGCAGCGGAGAACUUGCUGGACAUCGAGUUCCAGCCCGCGACCUCUCUGCUGGACCGCCAGGCGGCGGCCGCGGGUUUCAUCUUGGUGGCGCCCCCCACCUACCUCUUCACCGAGAAAUCCUGCGAGGAGCUGGUGCUGGAGCGCAGCCAACAGGUCGAAAACCUGCAGACAGGAGUCACUGAGAGCAAGCCCCUCUUCCUGAAGGACCCACCGCUCUGCGAGGUGGCCACGUCUGAUUGGCUCUCCUCUGAUGGCUACUAUCAGCACCAGCUGACGAUCUUCCUCCCCCCGCUUGUGGGUUUCCGGAGCGACCUGCGGUACCGCUUGAAGGUCUUGGUCCUGAACCCACCGAUGUCACUGAGCGACAACUUGAUGAUGCAAUUUCUCAGAGAGAAACGGUCGCCCAAGUUCUCUCCGUCGCCGCUGCUCACGCCGAGCCUCAACAUUUGGCGCAUCUCCACCUUUGUGUGGGAAUCUGGUGACAGCGGCACAGGCGAGGUGCCCUACACCCUGGCGGGCAACUCCUUGGGCCGCCGAGGCAUGAGGAAGCUGGACGAGGUGGCCUGGACCGGCUUUGAGCUGACAUAGAGGCGUGGGAGCUUCGACCCGCAACAAGGACUGCUGAUUCAAACCGCACCUGCUGUCAGAGAGACCCUGAGACGAGAUCCCGGCGUUUUGCAGUGGUUUCGCCAGCCUAGAAGGUGCUUAUGCCUUCAGAACAAGCACCAGGAACAGGCUUGGCGCGACGCCUUUCUGACCGAGGAGACUUCCCAAGUCAUUUGCUUGUCCCCCUGGUGCUGAAGGUCCGCCGGUCCAGUAACUUGGAGUUGGCCAUCAUUGCAGCCGCAGCUCUUGGGUGGAGACGCGAGGGCGAGAUGGUCAGAUGUCGGACCCAGCAGGCGCGCGACUUUUCCAGCACCGCGCCUGCCAGC